AUGCAAAAAUUGGUUCAGAAUUUGUUGACCAGCUCAAACCUAAUUUUCUGAAGACUAUUAGGAAGCAGAGUAACGCCAACGCAAGAGAGGCAGAGCUAUCCACCUUCUCUACCACACCACUAGUUUUCCCAUAGUCCAAGUCAAACAAAAUUUCAUCCAACUUUCAUUCAAAUUAUCUUUCCAUUUGUCAUUCUCUCCUAUUCUCUCUAUUUUCCCUUCCAAUUUCAAACACUUCAGUUUCGGAUUCACCCUGAUUCUUCAGAGGAAUUGCCACAGUGAUGGCACAGAAGAGCUUCAUCGUUGAGGUCGAGAAAGCGAAGGAGGCGAUCGAAGGAAGGCCAUCGAGAGGACCUGUGUACCGUAGCCUCUUCGCCAAGAAUGGAUUCCCUGCUCCUAUCGAAGGUCUCGAUUGCUGCUGGGACGUUUUCCGAUUGUCCGUUGAGAAAUAUCCAACUAGUCCAAUGUUUGGUCGCCGGGAAAUUGUGAAUGGGAAGGCAGGCAAGUACAAGUGGUUAACAUACAAAGAAGUAUAUGACCAGGUGAUUAAGGUUGGGAAUUCCAUCCGCAGCUGUGGUUAUGGAGAAGGUGUAAAAUGCGGUAUUUAUGGUGCCAAUUCAGCAGAAUGGAUUAUGAGCAUGGAGGCCUGCAAUGCUCAUGGACUCUAUUGUGUACCUUUAUAUGAUACCUUGGGUGCUGGAGCUGUAGAAUUUAUUAUAUGCCACGCAGAGGUCUCAAUUGCAUUUGUGGAAGAAAAGAAGAUACCCGAGCUAUUGAAGACAUUUCCAAAUGCAACAAAGUAUCUCAAGACAAUUGUAAGCUUCGGAAAGGUUACCCCUGAACAAAAGCAAGAAGUUGAGAAGUUUGGGUUGGCAAUAUAUUCGUGGGAUGAAUUUUUGCAAGUGGGUCAAGGUCAGAGUUAUGAUCUUCCAAUUAAGAAAAGGAGUGACAUCUGUACAAUAAUGUAUACUAGUGGAACUACUGGUGACCCCAAGGGAGUGUUGAUAUCAAAUGAGAGUAUUAUCACUCUCUUAGCCGGGGUAAAGCGACUGUUGGAGAGUGUCAAUGAACAAUUAACUGAGAAGGAUGUAUACAUAUCAUACCUUCCUCUUGCACAUAUCUUUGAUAGGGUCAUUGAGGAAACAUUCAUAUGGCAUGGUGCUUCAAUUGGUUUCUGGCGUGGGGAUGUCAAAUUGCUAAUUGAAGAUAUUGGUGAACUAAAACCAACUAUUUUUUGUGCUGUUCCCCGUGUGCUCGAUAGAGUGUACUCAGGUAUGACACAGAAGAUUGCUUCUGGGGGCUUCUUGAAGAGGACAUUAUUCAACUGUGCUUAUUCAUAUAAGCUGAAUAACAUGAAGAAAGGGUUUACCCAUGGAGAGGCAUCCCCUAUUUGUGAUAAAAUUGUAUUUGAUAAGGUAAAGCAGGGUUUAGGAGGUAGAGUUCGUCUUAUUUUGUCUGGAGCAGCACCUUUAUCUGCACAUGUGGAAGGUUACUUACGGGUGGUGACUUGUUGUCAUGUCCUACAAGGAUAUGGCCUGACUGAAACCUGUGCGGGAACCUUUGUCUCAUUACCAAAUGAAAUGGAAAUGCUUGGAACGGUGGGCCCUCCAGUACCAAAUGUUGAUGUGUGCUUGGAAUCUGUUCCUGAAAUGGGAUAUGAUGCCCUAGCAAGCACACCAAGGGGAGAAAUUUGUGUAAAGGGUAAAACCUUGUUUUCCGGGUACUACAAACGUGAAGAUCUCACCAAAGAGGUUCUGAUCGAUGAAUGGUUCCAUACAGGGGAUAUUGGAGAGUGGCAACCUAAUGGAAGCAUGAAAAUUAUUGAUAGGAAAAAAAAUAUAUUUAAACUUUCACAGGGAGAAUAUGUUGCUGUCGAAAACCUGGAGAACAUUUAUGGACAAGUUUCAUGUAUUGAAUCUGUAAGUCCUGAUAACCCUAUUCCUUCCAAUGGUUUUUCUGUCCUAAUUGUAGCAAAUUUAUUGCUUAUAUCUAAUUGGAAAAAUAUGUAGAAGAUUAGAAAAUGUUACUGAUAUACUACUAGAGCUGAUUACCUCAGGUUGAUGAUAGAAUUUCGAAACUUUGGGACCAAUCAUGGCCUACUAACCCUCUGUCUUAGGUUGAU
Messenger RNA from Vigna umbellata (rice bean), 2119 nucleotides. The record is from RefSeq and is a predicted model, not a curated record. Lineage: Eukaryota; Viridiplantae; Streptophyta; Magnoliopsida; Fabales; Fabaceae.